AUGAACGCCUACCACACGUUCCCCAACUGUUUGGAGAUCAAAGAUCCCGCCGGCAACACUGUUCCGGAAUGGAUCCCCACAAAGACUCUGCAGCGACGCACGGCCCUUUCGUAUUCGUGGUCAAUCUACUCGAAAUUUCCCAAGUCACGCCUCUACUCCUUCGCCGAAGCAGCUCUCUCCCCCGCCAAAUACUCCCUUUUCCAAUUCCUCGGCAGCGCCUUCAUUCAAUGGUUUGGUCAUCCCAAUUCUGUUGCACCCUCCACUUCAGCGAAGAUUGGAGCCUUCGGAGGCACUACACUCAUCCUCCUCUACUUCGCGCUUCUCCUCAAACCACGGAGUACGGUCCACGAGGCGGACGAGAGCUUGGACUUCCAUUCGGUCCUUUCUUGCCUUAUCGUGCUGCUCAAGGAGAUGGUGUAUAGCGUUCUUGCUGCGAUCAUUGGUUCGUUAGCCUGCGGGCUGCAGGGGCAGAUGCACUUUCAUGUUGCCGCCGGAUACCUAGGGCCUGUACUCUUCCUCGCCGUAUUGUUCGGGUCUCUGGCUAUCACGAUAGGCGUCGCAUGGAGUGGUGGCAAAUGCAGGUAUUUGUUCAACAAAUAUUAG
This is a messenger RNA of Cyclocybe aegerita, 603 nucleotides long. NCBI's taxonomy places the organism in Eukaryota, Fungi, Basidiomycota, Agaricomycetes, Agaricales, Hemipholiotaceae. The record is from the annotation of a GenBank genome assembly.